CGGGGCCGCCCCGCCCGAGCCCCGGCGGGAGCGCGGCGCGGCGGGGCCCUACGCCGAGCUGUAUGAAAACCCCUGGACCAUCCCAAAUAUCCUGUCCAUGGCGAGAAUGGGUCUGGCGCCAGUUUUAGGCUAUUUGAUUGUUGAAGAGAAUUUCAACGUCGCACUCGGUGUCUUUGUCCUGGCUGGCGUGACAGACCUGUUGGACGGAUUUAUUGCACGGAACUGGGCUAAUCAGAAAUCAGCACUGGGAAGUGCUCUCGAUCCCCUGGCGGAUAAAAUCCUCAUCAGCGUGCUCUACGUGAGCCUAACUUGUGCAAAUCUUAUCCCAGUUCCCCUGACUUCCAUGAUUAUCCUGCGGGAUGCGGCGCUCAUUGCCGCCGUUUUUUACGUGCGAUACAAAACUCUUUCUCCACCGAGAACACUGAGUAGGUAUUUUAACCCCUGUUAUGCUACUGCACAAUUAAAACCAACAUUCAUCAGCAAGAUGAACACAGCAGUUCAGCUGAUUUUGGUGGCGGCUUCUUUAGCAGCACCUGUUUUCAAUUAUGUGGACAGCAUAUAUCUGCAGACAUUAUGGUGCAUCACAGCUUUCACAACGGUGACAUCUGCCUACAGCUAUUACCACUAUGGCAGGAAAACUGUCCAGGUGAUCAAGAACAAGUGAAGUGGUCUGGGUGAUAAAAGGGGAAGUGUUCCUGGAAAGGCAGGAAGGUGCUGUGCCCCCAGAGGUGGUGGUAUUGCAGCUGAGUUUUGGAUCAAAGCACUCUUUGUUUUUCUGCUUAAACCAUGGCAUCACAAUGAAGUGAAAUUUGAACAUGUACUGUGUAUAUAUGUAGAGACAGACUUUUUGAUGUAUUUUUAAUUUCUUGAAAAAUGAAGUUGUUUACAAAAACAAAUAAAUAAUUCUUAAAAACA
Molecule: messenger RNA, 915 nt
Organism: Pyrgilauda ruficollis (rufous-necked snowfinch)
Lineage: Eukaryota; Metazoa; Chordata; Aves; Passeriformes; Passeridae
Gene: CRLS1
Product: cardiolipin synthase 1
Exons: 7
Coding region: 98-664 (188 amino acids)
Biological process (GO): cardiolipin biosynthetic process
Cellular component (GO): membrane; mitochondrion
Molecular function (GO): CDP-diacylglycerol-glycerol-3-phosphate 3-phosphatidyltransferase activity; cardiolipin synthase activity
Source: RefSeq, a predicted model, not a curated record